Molecule: messenger RNA, 1104 nt
Organism: Oikopleura dioica
Lineage: Eukaryota; Metazoa; Chordata; Appendicularia; Copelata; Oikopleuridae
Source: the annotation of a GenBank genome assembly
AUGGAACCAUCUGUGUCAUUGUUAGGGGAGGGGAUUCGAAAAGUCACUCCGACGGGCGUCGCCUGUAAGGUAGGCUGCGGGGCCAAGUGCAAGCACGAGCAGCGAAACUUCGCCUUUUCAACUUCCGUAGUGCCUAGACUGAGCUCAAGCUGGAUUUGGCCAUCGAAGCUCCUUGCGAUCGCGCGUCCGGCCGAGGACUUCUUCCCUGACAACGUGAAAUACUUCAAAAGCGCGGGAAUCCGCUCGAUAGUGAAUUUGCAAGAGCCAGGUGAGCACGAGCACUGUGGAACCUUGCUUGCGCAGUCCGGCUUCACGUAUUCGCCCGAGCGCCUCAUGGCCGAGAAGAUCAGCUUCUACAGCUACCCGACAAAAGACUACGGAGUUUACUCCGUCGACCAGAUGUUCGAUAUUUGCAAAGUGAUUUCGUUCGCAAUCAGCGAGGGCGCCUGCGCCGUCCACUGCCACGCUGGACUUGGCCGCACCGGAGUCGUUUGCGCGGCCUGGCUCAUUUUUGAUAUGGGCUUCACGGACGUGGAAGCUUUCACGCACGUGCGAGCAACGCGACCGGGCUCGAUUCAAAGCCGACCCCAGAUCGCCAGCGUUUCGAACUUCUUCCAAGUUCUGAAACAACUCCGGACGUGGCCCCUGAAAUCACUUUCCGUGGAUGAGUUAUAUUUGCGUGGCAUGAAGGCGUACAACAAGCAUGAAUUUGGGAAGAAUCCUCUUGUUCAUCCCUUUAUUCUCGUGCUUCGGAAGUAUCUUAGUCUGGAACUUAUUGAAGAAGAGCUCCCGCGAACCAUGUCAAAGUGGAUUCACCUCGAAAGGGUCAAAGAAGGGGCUUGGAACUCUAUCCGAUAUCUGUCGAAAGCGCAGCUAGACCAACUCUUACGGGAGUGGCUAUCAGACUUGAAAGAGCCGCUCCUUCCUGAAUUAAAGGACGCGAAAACAGACAAACUAUCAGACGUUCAGUUAAACACAGCGAAAAUGGUGUAUUCAAUUCUUGAAGACCUCAACAUGAGCCAAGAUGACAUUUGCGUUCUGUUAACGCGCGAUCGCGCUGCUUCCAACAACCGACUUUGCCUUAUUUCUUCAAAUGCUUCCUAA